Fraxinus pennsylvanica is the source of this 1038-nucleotide messenger RNA. NCBI's taxonomy places the organism in Eukaryota, Viridiplantae, Streptophyta, Magnoliopsida, Lamiales, Oleaceae. The record is from the annotation of a GenBank genome assembly.
AUGGACCAACUAACUCACCGAGGCCUAGCGAGACUUGCAAAGAAAUACGGCGGCAUCUUCCACCUACGAAUCGGGUUUCUACACAUGGUGGCAAUAUCAAGUCCUGAUAUCGCCCGCCAAGUGUUACAAGUCCAAGACAACAUAUUUUCGAACCGUCCAGCCACUAUUGCAAUAAGUUACCUAACCUAUGACAGGGCUGAUAUGGCAUUUGCUCACUACGGACCGUUCUGGCGGCAGAUGAGAAAGCUCUGCGUCAUGAAACUCUUCAGUCGCAAACGGGCCGAGUCUUGGGACUCCGUCCGCGAUGAGGUGGAUGAUAUGGUCAGCCAGGUGGCGGCAAACACCCGUUCUCUCGUGAACAUCGGCGAGUUAGUCUUUGGCCUCACUAGAAAUAUCAUCUAUCGGGCUGCUUUCGGUUCGAGUUCACAUGAGGGACAAGAUGAUUUCAUCAAGAUUUUGCAAGAAUUUUCCAAACUUUUUGGUGCUUUUAACAUUGCAGAUUUCAUUCCAGGGCUUGGCUGGAUGGAUCCACAGGGCCUAAGCAACAGAUUACAAAAGGCUCGUGCUUCACUUGAUGGAUUCAUUGAUUCAAUUAUUGAUGAACAUAUGCAGAAAAAGAAGCCCAAUGAUGCGGUCGAAAAUGAUAUGGUGGAUGAGUUAUUAGCUUUUUACAGUGAUGAAGCCCUUGUUAAAGAAUCAGAGGAUUUGCAGAACUCCAUCAAACUUACUAGAAAUAACAUCAAAGCCAUCAUAAUGGAUGUAAUGUUUGGUGGCACUGAGACGGUGGCGUCCGCCAUUGAGUGGGCCAUGACGGAGUUGUUGAGAAGCCCAGAAGAUCUCAAGAAGGUCCAGCAAGAAUUAGCCACCGUCGUCGGCCUCAACCGGAAAGUUGAAGAGUCGGACUUCGAGAAGCUCACCUACCUCCGAUGCUGUCUCAAGGAGAGUCGAAAUGUGAAUUCAAUAAUAGAGCAAAUCUCAAGAGGAUACUGGCCCCACCUCCCUCCGCCACUGAAUACACGGGUGAGCGAUUGCACUUAG